This is a messenger RNA of Closterium sp. NIES-65, 4152 nucleotides long. The record is from the annotation of a GenBank genome assembly. NCBI's taxonomy places the organism in Eukaryota, Viridiplantae, Streptophyta, Zygnematophyceae, Desmidiales, Closteriaceae.
AUGGUGUCACAUCUACGCCGCCCUCAUCCUUGCUCUCUGCACUGUUGUAUGCCGAAAAUUCCCGAUACCGUCCGGGACUCGGACGCGGGCUCCGGCCUGCUAGCAAUGAGCGCGUUGAUCUGGGUUGUGAGGCGGUUCCAGCACCUGACCGGCGACCUCCGUCGCAUUGCCACCAGCAUGGACAAGCCCACCGUCUCGGGGUUGAAGGCGCUGCGGAACGAGAUGGUAGCCCUCAUCAAGAAGCAAGUCCCGCUCAUACGGUCGGGGAAAACCGUUGUUGCUGCCGACGCCUGUGACGACGACGGCGAGGAAGUCCAUUCUGCAUCCGUACCAGUAGGGGUCGCCCCGAACGUCGCUGAUGCGCGUGGCAAGUCGGGAGUCGGCGUCGACGAGGCCGAUGCGGCCGCAGGAAAGGGGGUGACCGGGACUGAGGUUGUUCACGGGGAUGAUGAUGGGGUCCAGGAUCGCGAGGAGGAACGUGAGGGUGAGGGGGGCUCGGAGGAGUCGUCGGGGUCGAGGUCGGGGUCGGUAUCGGGGUCGGGCUCGGAGUCGGAGGAGGAGCAGGAGCAGGAGACGCAGGAGCACGAGAGGCAGCACCAGGAGGAGCAGUUGGUAGAGGUGGAGGACGUGGAAAUGGCGGAGGGGUACGUUGUCGGAGGAGCGGAGGGGUACGUUGUCGGAGGAGCGGAGGAAACGGGUGGGAGAUCGGCGGAUGUCGAGAACGACGAAGGGGAGGGGAAGGGUGCGACAGCGAAUAUCGGCGAGGUCGGCGUGGAGGCGGCUCACGGAGGUGGUGGCAUGGUCAAGGUCGGUGAAGGGGAUAACGCCGCGGUCCCGGAGCAGAGGGGCGUGGAUGUGCAUACCGAUGCCACCGCGGAGAAGGCCGGCGGGGAGCGGUCUAGGAGGAAGAAGGCGGCGAGCGGUCAUCCCGGUUCCACCGCGGCUGGGCGGCAGGCGCGGCUGGACGUCGUCGAUCAGCUGAGGGCGGAGAACAGGCGAUUGCGUGCAGACAAUGCACUCCUUGAACGGCGGCUCGGUGAGCAGACGGGGCGGGUCGACAGCUUGGCGGCGGCAUUAGCUGGGCUCCUCGAGAAGGUGAAGGGUUUGACCGCCCAGGUCGCCGACACCGACCGGAAAUCGGAGGAGCGCCUCAAAGAGGCCACGUCGACCAUGGCGACCACAAUCACCGAGGGCCUCACCGACAACAUGGACAGCGCCAUUCAAUCGGCCAAGUCCUUCGCCGAGCUAGCGAGGCAGACGCUGCUGGAUCUUGACGACCCCAAGGGACGAGCGGCGGUCGCACGCGCGACCGCGGUGAAGACAGUGACCGAGCACGUGACGGCGGAGGUGGGCGAGGCGAGGAAGGGGUUGGAGGAGUCGUUCAUCAAAUACAUCGGCGCCGCGCAGACCAACAUUGCCGCCGCCGUCGCGCCCCGCCUAGUCCAGCCGCCGCCGCCUACCGGCCCAGCGCAGGCCUUGCCGGAAGAUUUCCUGAAGUCUUUCAAGGAGGACGUGCUGAAGGCGGUGACGGAGACCACGCAGCAGUCCUUCCUCGCCUCUGGACUGAAGAUAAUGGCCGAGGUCGUCGGCACGGUGGCGUAUGCUCGGCGUGGGUCGUCGCCGUCGGCAAACGACGCCGGCCAAGCGCAACCUACGGAGGGCUUGAAGCUGGGUCACAAGAGGCGGGGAGGCGGCGGGGGGGGCGACGGGGACAAUUCGGCGAACAAGAAGCGGAGCAAGGGAGGCGGGGGGUCUGGCGGCGGGGGGGGGGACGGAGACGAUUCGGCGGGCGCGAGGCGGACCAAGGGAGCGGCUGGUUCUCGCGUCGCCGGCGAUGGGAGCAUGGGAGCCGGCGACGGUAGUUCGUUGAAGCAGUCGGGGAAGAGCGUGGUCGACAUCCUCAGGAAGCACUGGGCUCAGGUUGGAGCGGCCAGCACGGGCCAUGGUGGUGGGGGUCCCGCCGACGAGCAUGCCACUGAUGACGCACUGCCAAUGGCUCCGCCUUCGGUCGGCGUUAAGCCACCACGACAGGGUAGCGGUGUGAAAGGCCUGCGCGACAAGGAGAAGGCCGCCGCCAAAACGGCCCCAGGCGGGUCCGCGAAAGCUGGCCAGGGCCCGAAGACAGGGGUUGCGGAGGCGUCAGCGGUUCCUCACCAGUCUCCCGCGGGUGCACGCCAUCCGACCGGACCGUCUGCCGGGCGACCUACCGACGUCCCGCGCCAUGCCGACGUACCGUCUGCCGACAAGGUUGGCCGCGCGGGAAAAGGGGCGGCAGUUGCGAACGCGCUCAAGGAGCAGCUCAGGCUCCUAGCCGGCCACAGGGCUGUUCAACAGGCCCCCCCUGCUGUCGACGUCCCAUCGGCCAGUGGGCCACGUGUAGUGCCGCCGUCGUCGGCGAAUGUCGCACCACCCACCCAUGUGGCAGCUGAUGUGGAGAAGGCGGCGGAGAAGGGCGUUCGUGCCGCGCUUGCCACCGGCGGCGGCGCCGUUGAGGAGGUCCCCGCAGACGCUGAUAUCGCUGCCAUACAGGCCCAUCUGGAUGCAGCCAAUCCCCGAACCCUGGCCAUCUCCGACACGGAACAUGUGGAGCCUUCGGCGGGACUCGUCGGCAUCGCGGCAGAGCCUAGUGCGACCGGUGAUGCGGUCGGUGAAGGAAAGUCGAAACGGAAGGGGAAGGCGGGCUCACAGAGGAAGACGCGGGAGAAGUCGGAGGUGAAGGCGGCGGAUAAACAGAAGGGGAUGGCGGCGGAGACGGCGGCGGACAAAGAUCGAGGCGGCAUUGGGGAGGUUGAAGGGAAAGGGGAGAAUCAGGAGAAGUCGCCCGGCGAGGGUACGUCGACGGGGAGGAAGGGGAAGGACAAGUCGGUCGGAGAAGGUGCGUCGACCGGGAGAAAGGGGAAGGAGAAGGCGGUCGGCGAGGGUUCCUCGAAGGGGAGAAAGGGAAAGAGGAAGGCGGAGGAGGAGGAUGAGGAUGUCGAGGAGGUGGAGGAGGUCGAGCAGGAGGAAGAGGAGGAGGAGGAGGAGGAGGAGGAGGAGGAGGAGGAGGAGGAGGAGGAGGAGGAGGAGGAGGAGGAGGAGGAGGAGGAGGAGGGGAAGGGCAAGGAGAGGAGGGGUCAUGGCAUCCGACACGAUACCUCGGGCGACAAGCAAGGGUGGGUCGGCGAGAUUAAGGUGCACGGCAUCAAUCGAUACAUCGGCAAGUCGCGGGACAAGAUGGAGCUCGCGUACGUUCACUCCAUCGCGUACGUCGUCUACGACGGUUUCGUGAGCAAGGUGCUCAUGACCGAGCUCACCGGCUUGGACAGCGCCGAAUUGGAGAGGUGGAAGGAGGUGUGGGAGGAGGUCAGGAUCUUGCCGACAGGGAUGUGGACGGUGAUGUGGGCCCGGGGUACGCUCCUUCCAAAGACACGGCUGACAGAGAUCCUCGACGCGUAUCGCCAUUACAAGUCCACAGGCAAUUGUCUCCACGCCGCGCUCCUGCCAGCGAUAUGGUACCCAGUCGAUGCUAGCACCGAGGAAGGCCGGGAGAAGUCGGCGUUCAUGAUGUCGGCGAUGAUAGGUCGCGUGUCAAUGUGCGCUGCAUAUGGGAAGACCGCUGCGGCAGCGGCGAAGAAGGAGGGAGACAAGGAGGAGAAGACGGAUAUGGCGGCAUGGGCGUUAGCAGCAUCCGCAUGCGCUGUGUGGUGCUUCGUCGAGAACGGCGAUGCCCAGCUGGCGGAUGCUGUGGAAGAAGGGAAGUCGGCGGCGAUCAUCGGCGGAGCGAGCCAGGCGACCGCCGAUGUAUUCGGAAAAGUCAUGGAGGCGGUGCUGAAAGCCGAGAUGAACAGGGACCGCCCCCUGGGAGAGGUUGCCUACAACGUCGCGCCAGCACUCCAGAGGACCGCCCUUGAUAGGGUCUAUCCGGGGGGGAAUGCUGGAGUAGAUGCCGACGUUAUCGCUAGAGCGACGGUUGAGACGAUGGCGUUUUGGGGAAUGUGCCCCGUCGCCGGGCCGAAACUAAGAGCGAGGGACAUCGCGGUGCCGAUUGACGCGCAAAUGAAGGCCGAUCUUGACAACAGGGGGAGGAAGGGUCUGAGGGGCAAGAAGGGGACGAAGACCAAGGGCGGCACGGAGAAGGGCAAGAUGUCGAAGAAGGACAGCACGACGGCCUAG